UGCUCUGCAGAGGAAAAAUGGCAUGUCUUGUAAUUGUACAACUGUCAAACUAAACUGUUACACUGCACUGUGAGUGGAAGAUACUGCACUGACUGCACUACUAGCACUGUAGCCUCUGGAUUAUUAUCAGGAAGAUGUCCGACUAUCUCACAAUAGCAGAUCUAAAGAGAUUGUAUCUCGUCACGUUUGAUGCUCGAAUCAAGUGGCGAAACAUCUUGCUUAUUCUUGACAUACCCCAGGCUACAAUCCACAGCAUCGGGAAAGAAUGGAGCAACAAUCCUGAUGACUGCUAUCGUGAGGGUUUGAUUAGAUGGCUUAAUGAAGGAGGGAAAAGCUGGAAAGAGAUGGUGGAGGCUUUGUCAAGUCCCAUCGUGAGUGAAGUUCACAUAGCCAGGGCCAUCGAGAAAGAUCAUCUACAGUCUACUGGUCCAAGCAAUCCUACUGAUGUGAAGUCAGUUGUUGACCAAAACCGCCAGAAGAUCAACGAUGAUUUGACUGUUUUCUUAGACGAACCUCUCGGUAAAGGUGCAUUUGGAGCAGUCUUCAAAGGCAGCUACAGGGGCGAGAUAUGUGCAGUCAAAGUGCUGCUUCACGAUGCUAUGGAGAUGCAGGCAAGUAUUCCAAUCAGCAAAAACGAAGAAGCUAGCAAUGCAAUUGAUCGUGAGAGUGAUUUUCUCAAGUCAUUCCAGCACCCAAACGUUGUUCAGUUUUUGUCGACUGCCAAGCACCCCAAAUCAGGGAGUACAAUCCUCGUUGUUGAGCUGAUGGAUUGCAAUCUGAGAUCCUAUUUCUCCGGCCUUGAUGAAGAGUCCCUCACUAGCAAAUGUGAAAUUAGCCUCUCCAAAGACAUGGCUUGUGGUCUGGCCUACAUUCACAGCAAGCAGAUUAUUCAUCGUGACCUCUGUGGCGAUAACGUCUUGCUGAAGCUUACACGACCAGUGCCUGUCGCAAAGAUAUCCGACUUUGGCAUGUCACGGCUAUAUGAUCCCUCCAUGCUUAGCCUCCAUGCUUAGCCACACCCUCACAGCCAUUGGUCAUCGUAUGGGGUAUCUACCUCUCGAAGCUAUUCGAUUGGACAAGGAUAAUUACGAUAAUAGCCUGGAUGUGUUCUCUCUUGGGGCGAUUAUGGUACAGAUUGUUUGCAAGCUGAAGACGAUCAAAUCUAUAGAAGAUCGAUCAAUCCAUGUUGCCCAGAUCCCUCACACACACAGGUUGAGGAAGCUUAUCGACAGUUGUUUGCAAGAAGACAUGAGGAGGAGACCAUCUGCCAGGGACAUCUGUGAGUCAAUGAUAAGUAUAUUAUGUGUUUUACGUUUCAGCUAACUGUAACCCUAACGAAAAAAUCAUAUCCGUCUAUUAAUGUUGGUGUCGAUUUUAGAUAAUUACCUGACAACAAGCUCGGACCCAGUGGAGGCAACAAAGAAGGAGUCAAAGGACACUCAACCAGUCAAGAAGGCACACAGGGAACAGAUUAAGCACAAAGAUGCUGAGCUGGUCAGGAGAGACGCUAUCAUUCAACAACAGCGACAAGGUCCCCCUCCCAGAGAGUUGAGACCUCCACUCACUCUGAAAUGGAGAAUAGGAAAAGACAUGCCAAUCAAGACGAGUCGCUCUGUACAGAGUGUUAUUAUCGGUGACACGGUGUAUGUUGGUGGAGGUAAUGCAUACAACAAUCAUGACAUGUAUGAAGUGAUGAAGCUCGAGCAAGAUCAAUGGACCAAACUACCAGAGUACACUGCCAAGUAUUUCCCUAUGACAUCACUCGCUAAUCAACUAGUGCUGGUGGGAGGAAAGGAUCUAAGAAACAACAAACGCACCAAUCAACUUGCAGUGUUUGGUUCAGGGGAAUGGACUCAUCCGUACCCACCAAUGAACAUUGCUCGUUCUUCCUCAACAGCUGUCUCCUUCAACAACCACAUCAUUGUAGCUGGUGGGACUGAUGAUGAAGGACGUAUCUUCUCCUCUGUGGAGGUGUUGGACGUGGCAUCAAGAAGAUGGUACAUUGCUCAGUCACUACCUAACCCACGAUCAAAACUGACAUCGACUCUCAUAGGAAACACCCUCUACCUAAUGGGAGGGAUGGAUCACACUUUGAGGCCAACCAAGACAGUGCACCACGUCGACCUCAAUGAACUCAUUGCAAAAGCCCUUUCCAACCUGGACACACCCACUAUCUGGCAGACCUUACCGGAAGUACCACUCGUGUGGUCAGCUCCUCUCAGUAUUGGGAGGUCACUAUUAGCCGUUGGUGGAGCGGACGACAGAUUCUACCCAAGUUCAUCGAUCCACCUCUACCAGCCUGACACCAGGAGGUGGGUGAAAGUGGGAGACCUGCCUACUGCACGAUACUGCUGCACAUGCUCAGUACUUCCUAGUGGAGACGUCAUUGUAGCCGGAGGACAGACAAUUACUUUACUUCAAACUGUUGAUUUCUUCUGUGCUAAUUAG
Molecule: messenger RNA, 2448 nt
Organism: Halichondria panicea
Lineage: Eukaryota; Metazoa; Porifera; Demospongiae; Suberitida; Halichondriidae
Product: kelch domain-containing protein 8A-like
Exons: 5
Coding region: 1360-2448 (362 amino acids)
Molecular function (GO): protein binding
Source: RefSeq, a predicted model, not a curated record